AGUAGGAGACGGGACAUCCUGUCGGGGCAGAGAAACCCGCGUAAAAGGAAUCCUUUUUUUCCCCCCAUAGUGUGGAGGAGAGCGUUUGGAAAGUGUGGGAGGACCCACGGGAACGCACCGCUGAAACUUUCUACAGAGGAAAAGUCGUGCAACCCGCCGGACUCUCUCUGAAAUGUUUCUCUCCGAGUCUGAGGAUGAAUUAGAGCGGCUCCGCACGGAUUUGGACUCGGCGAGCAGCGACUGCAGUUUGGAGGAGGACUACAUUCCGGGCGGGUUGACCCCGGGAUCGGAUCAACAAGACUUCACUGAUGAGGACAGCUCAGACGAAGAGUGGGAUAAUACGCCCACAAAGAGAAGAGCUCCCAGGAAGCGUUGCCGCGCUGCUUCUGCUUCUCCAGCGUCAUCGUUCCUGAAGUCCCCGCCUAAGAAGUGGGAAAAGAGUCCCCACAGAAAGAAGAUCCACUAUGCAUCUACACCCACAAAAGAAUCCUCCUCCCCCGGUACUGGCAAGUCACUCUCCGCUCCACGCGGGAAGAAUGAAAGUGGAAAGAGGCAAGCAGAAAGACGGCCUGUGACAGAGGAGGAGGACAAAGCAGAUGUUGGAGACCGCUGGUAUGACAUUGAUGAGGAUGACGUCGAGCCUCCUCAACCACGGUUCAGACCUGAGAGGGACACAGGGCCGCAGCUGAAUAGAACCGCACAUUACACCCCACUGGAACUGUUCCAGCUGUUCUUCUCUACGACAGUCAUCAGUACAUUGGUAAGAAACACCAACGCCUACGGGAAGAAGAAAUACCAAGGCCAGCGGGAAAGCUGGGUGCCUGUCACAGCAGCAGAUAUGUAUUCCUUCAUCUGCCUUGUCCUCUACAUGGGUAUUGUGCCACUAAAAACUCUGAAAGAGUUCUGGAGAGGAUCUAAGCUAUUCAGCCUGCCAUUUCCUGCCUCUGUCAUGCCCUGCAGACGCUUCCUAGCCAUUUCCCGAGUCUGCACAUGAAUGACCCUGCAGUUGAAGCAGCAAAUGACCAGAAGAAAGGGACAUCAGGGUAUGACAAACUUUUCAAGAUAAAACCGCUAUAUGUGCAGAUUUUGGAGGCCUGCCACACUUUCUUUCAUCCCCACCAGCAUAUCUCCAUAGAUGAACGGAUGGUGGCGAGUAAAGCAAGGAUCGGGUUUAAGCAGUACAUAAGAAACAAGCCUACCAAAUGGGGCUUUAAGCUUUUUGUUUUAGCAGACUCAAUAUGUGGCUACACCCUGAACUUUUUUGUCUAUGGGGGAAGAGAAGGUGAACCAACGGGGAAGGGGCUAAGCUAUGAUGCUGUCAUGAGACUGCUGAACAUCCCCUUUCUAGGCAAAGGAUAUAAGCUCUAUGUGGACAACUUUUACACCAGUCCAACUCUAUUCCUUGACCUCCUUAAGAGAAAAAUCUGGGCGUGCGGCACUGUUCGUUCCAAUGUAGCAGGUUAUCCCAGAACGAAAAGUAAUGACAUGACCAAGAAAACAACAAGGGGAACUAUCCGGUGGAUCAGAAAAGGGGAGCUGUUGUUUGUUAAGUGGCUGGACACCCGCGAAGUAACAAUGUGCUCCACUAUACACAAAGCAUACAGCAAUGACGUGGCAAAGCGCAAAGUGAAAAACGCAGAUGGACAGUGGGUGGUGAAGCAGGUGCCUAUUCCAGGCUGCAUCAAAGAUUACAACCGGCACAUGGGAGGUGUCGACUUGUCAGAUGCGCUUAUUGGGUACUACAAUGUCCUCCAUAAAACCCAGAAAUGGUACAAAACUCUGUUUUAUCAUUUUGUGGACAUAGCCACUGUGAAUGCCUUCAUCCUUCACAAAGAAAUGUGCAAACUGCAGAAUCGGCCAACAGUUACACAGAAAAACUUCAGGGAACAACUGAUUUUGUCCCUGGCCGAGAUUGGGUCCACUCCACGUCGGUCAGCUCCACAGAACUUCAUGUCGCCUGCCUCUCCUUUCAAAGUCCCACCUGCCUCCCUGAGAACUCCGUCCGUGUCCACAGUGGCACCUGCCUCUCCAUCCAAUGUGCCGCCCACCUCACCUCCCUCCCUGUCCAACGUGCCGUCGGCCUCGCCGCCUGAAAUAGCCCCCGGCUGUCCGUCCACAGUGCCACCUCCUCCUCCGCCGUCCGCUGAGGUGCCACCUGCGACAGCUUCUGAUGCUCCAGGUUUAGGUCACCUGCCGGCUUACUUUGUAGAACAAAUGAGCAAUGUGGCCCCGAGAAAUCGGGCCACCGCCGGCAGAAGGGCAUGUGUGGUCUGCAAAAGAAAGUCGCCAGUCUAUUGCAGCACUUGCCAAAAAACACUUUGUUUUACUACUUUAAGAAACUGCUAUAGUGAGUGGCACAGAAGCAACAGUAUCUGUAUGUAAGUGCUAGACUUACUUGAUAUAGUCUGUAUAAAGGGCCUUUGAUAGGCGGAGUCAACUAAUUUGUUUAGCGUCUUUACAAACAUGUGCCUUUGAUCACCAAUGGUGAACAAAUGUCUACUGCCUUUUGGGUUUCCUUGCCAAACUCUCCUGGACACCUACAGGUAUAUAGGUACCAUGAUUACUCCGGGUACCUAAGAAGCCUUUUCAAAUGGUCUCCAAGUAGUAUGCGAUGUCUUGGGAUAAUCGACAUAGAAUAGAUAAUAACCUUAAAAACCUGUGGAUAGUUAACAAGAUGAGGAUGUAGAUCCAAGGAGGUUUGGCUGAAUUAACCUGUGAAAAUGAAUAUCUAUGAAUAUCUCUUUUUUUGUCAUUACCGAUUCACAAACCUCAAAGUUUCUCCAAAAGCCCCUAUUAAAAACAAAGAUUUUAUAGGGACUUGUAAAGUGUCUUACAAAUCAGGAGGCAGCAUGUUACAGUGCAGGGUGGAUUCAUUUCAGUGAGAGCCUUGCAGCAGCUUUGCUCUAGCGACUCUGGAGGGGGGGUUGUAGUUGCCAUUCACGGGGAUAACAAUGUUUAGUGACAAGUGCUGCAGUUGUCCCUUCCCAGUCUGUGAGGGCUUUUGUUAGGGGGUCUUUGACUAACCAGCUUUAAAUGUAUUAUGUGGGAGAGGGACGGUGAGUAAAACUGGAUCACAUGCUCUUAAGGAGAAGGUGCCGGGCGAUUUUAUUUUCAAAUCGUACCCCAAAACCAUUUCUACUGGGACCGAUUACGAUGCUUUAAUACAUUUCAUCGAAUAAGGUAUAAGGUCCACUGAAAACUUGGACUGAAAACGAUCUGAAACUACCGAAACUAUCAUCUAAACCAUCAAUGAGAAGUGAUUUCAUACCCAGUAACUCAGAGUCCGCAACAAAAUUGGAGACAUAUCUACCUACCUCUGCCUGGAAGACUGCUGAAUAAAAUAGAUACCUCAUCCUCUUUUAUUAUCUGCAACUAAGAUCCUUUCUUACAACAUUCCUGCAACUUGAAAUUACUCCGACGGUGCUCACUGAUGUGGUGAUGUUGCUUCGUUCGUGCAUUAAGAUUUAUGUCAGGAAAGUAGUCCUCAUGAAUUAUUACUGUAAGUUAUAUGCUGUAAGCACUUGAAUGUAAUAACUGAUGCAGAAAAUGGUUUUUUAAACUACCACAGAGUAUUAUUACAUGUACACCAUCAUGAGUAUAUUCCUGGUUUUGAUAUUGUAACUGGUUAUUCAGGUCUUUGUUUCUGUCGUUAUCCAGGUUUUGGAUUGUGUGGUUGGGCGCAGGCAUGUGCUUUCUGCAUCUCAGCUAAUCUUUGACAUUUCCAGUUACCUCAGCAGUUGAGGAUGAACCCACAUUGGUUUCUGGUCGCAUUUAACAUGCUCAGUCAGAUUUGGCUUCUUCAGAGUGACUUCCAGAAACCAUAAUAAUGUGACUCGAGUUGAGGAUGCGCCAGCAUAGAUAGCAGACAAUUACAAACCUGUAUAAGGUGCUUUUAUUCCACAUUACCCCGGUACUCCUGGCUGUGAUACCAGCGUAUGGACUUUAAUGAGGAUUUCUGAAAUUAGAAUAUUAACAUAUAUAUUAUAUAUACAUAUAUAUUAACACACACGAACUUCAAAACCAGGGCUAUGGUGCAUAUAACUACAACAAUUCAUUGCAGUUUACCUGAUCAGCUCUACCUCACUUCAGAGAAAUUACAUCAAUUCAAACUUGAAUCAGCCGACAUGUUUUUCAAUGCGGUAUUUUUUUGGUACAACAUCUGUGACAGAAGGAGCUACUUCUCCACUGGAUACAAACAUUCCAACUGCAUAUUUAAGACGUUCUCUGUGUUUAUAGAAAUACAGUAUUAUAGCUUUAUGUAUUGCAAAAUGAGUAGCGGUGACCUCAAAGUCUCGCUCUCCUGUACUCAUAGCCAAUAGGGUUUUGGAAGUGAACAUAUGUGUGCCCCCCCCACAUUCUCAGAAAGCAGUACAAUGAUUUAGGACAUAAUUUUGGACGGUAUGGACACACUAUGAAAGCAAGAAAGUAGUGUUAUGUCUUAGUACCUCUGAUUAACUGACUGUUGUAUGUAUGUGUAUGCGGGUUGGGGGAGGGGCUUGUUCUUUUGUAU
Xiphias gladius (swordfish) is the source of this 4510-nucleotide messenger RNA. Its product is annotated as piggyBac transposable element-derived protein 4-like. NCBI's taxonomy places the organism in Eukaryota, Metazoa, Chordata, Actinopteri, Istiophoriformes, Xiphiidae. The record is from RefSeq and is a predicted model, not a curated record. The coding region runs from base 991 to 2382 and encodes 463 amino acids. The transcript has 2 exons.